AUGCUUGCGAACUACCUGCCCGACGAGAACGUAAGCAUCACUUUCCGUGAGAAGCUUGCUAAUGUCAGGACCCGAGCUACCCCGACCUCUUGGCGCGGUUACCAGCACAUCCCUGCAGUCGAUGAGGCACUGAAGCGGGCCGAUCAGAAGGCACAGGCCGAGGCGCUCGGCAAUGCUCUCCGCCGCGGCAAGGAGAGCCAGCAACGACGGUCGGUCGCACCCAGCCAGGCCGAAAAGAUAGUCGCACAGGCGAGGAAGACCAUGUUUUGGACCGGCGCAGUCGCUUUCUACGCGACUCAUGGCUUGCACCUCGUCAAUCAGUCCCUAAUCGGCUCUCUCACUGUCGGGCAGGCUCUCGUCGGUUUCCAGAUGGCUGCCUGUUUUGCCCUUGCGACAUGGGACCCACUUUGGUUCAACAGCUGGAGGGGUAUGCAGCCACCUCCGCGAGAGAAGAGACUUGCGAUAGACCUGUCGCGCAUCUUCCAAACGAUAGGGAGGUUGUAUGGCGCGCUGUGGCUUCUCGUAUGGACGCAAUCUGAGCACCCUCCAGACUGGCUCAUCUCGCCUGCAUGGAGUGCCGUGGUGGACGUGCUCGCGCUUAGCGUCUUCGUCUGGGUGACGUAUCAGUGCAUGCAUCAGCGGCCUGUGACGCUGAGACUUGUUCGCCCCGUCAGCGCACCCACCACACCCUCCUCAGCCGAUGCGGAUGCGCACGCCGACUCCCUGUCUGCAUUAUCGCUAUCAGGGACGUCGCAAGUGAACGGUCGACCGCCCCCGCCACCACAACCGAUCUUCGGGAAACAGUCACUGGGCCUGACCCCGCCGCCGCGAGACGAGUCUGAACCGAUGGAUUGGGAGCCGACUGCGGCGGACUCCUCGAAUGAGACAGGGAGCGACUGGGACAGGUUCGGCAUAGGAAGGCAGAACAUGUUCCCCAGAGCGUCGGCGUCGGAGGAGACUGGCCUCGAGCCCCUUCUUGCCACAUGGGGUCUUGGCCCCGACCCUUCGUCAAACACCAUGCCCGGGUCAAGGGUCAAUGGCAUUGUGGACGUGCAAAUGAUGCCAGCGGAGAGUAGCCUUACGUGGGUCAGGGCCCGGCUGGCCGCGGCUCAGCGUGCACUUGCGGUUGUGCGCGCCGGAAGCGCUCUGCUCUCGCCGACACCGGCCGUGCGGGUAGCCUACCUCGUCGUAGAGUCGCUCAUCAGUGCGACCCGAGCCUUGUUCUCCGACGAGCGCUGGACCGCCAUCGUUAACGGCGCCGACGCAGUUCUGCGUAUCUCGUCCGUACUCGCCAUCAGUCGCGGGGUGCGAGUACCUCUUGCUGUGGAGCCGUCGAUGUUGGCUGCCGUGGAGGGAGUAGCAUGGUCAUUGCUCACUCUCGUAGUCAGCACGAUGACCUCAGAAAGGGAAUAA
Molecule: messenger RNA, 1413 nt
Organism: Trichosporon asahii var. asahii CBS 2479
Lineage: Eukaryota; Fungi; Basidiomycota; Tremellomycetes; Trichosporonales; Trichosporonaceae
Exons: 4
Coding region: 1-1413 (470 amino acids)
Source: RefSeq, a predicted model, not a curated record